ACUCACGUUGCGGCCUUCCUCGCGUCACAGCCGGGAUGAAGCCGAUCCUACUGCAGGGCCAUGAGCGGUCCAUUACGCAGAUUAAGUAUAACCGCGAAGGAGACCUCCUCUUUACUGUGGCCAAGGACCCUAUCGUCAAUGUAUGGUACUCUGUGAAUGGUGAGAGGCUGGGCACCUACAUGGGCCAUACCGGAGCUGUGUGGUGUGUGGACGCUGACUGGGACACCAAGCAUGUCCUCACUGGCUCAGCUGACAACAGCUGUCGUCUCUGGGACUGUGAAACAGGAAAGCAGCUGGCCCUUCUCAAGACCAAUUCGGCUGUCCGGACCUGCGGUUUUGACUUUGGGGGCAACAUCAUCAUGUUCUCCACGGACAAGCAGAUGGGCUACCAGUGCUUUGUGAGCUUUUUUGACCUGCGGGAUCCGAGCCAGAUUGACAACAAUGAGCCCUACAUGAAGAUCCCUUGCAAUGACUCUAAAAUCACCAGUGCUGUUUGGGGACCCCUGGGGGAGUGCAUCAUCGCUGGCCAUGAGAGUGGAGAGCUCAACCAGUAUAGUGCCAAGUCUGGAGAGGUGUUGGUGAAUGUUAAGGAGCACUCCCGGCAGAUCAACGACAUCCAGUUAUCCAGGGACAUGACCAUGUUUGUGACCGCGUCCAAGGACAACACAGCCAAGCUUUUUGACUCCACAACUCUUGAACAUCAGAAGACUUUCCGGACAGAACGUCCUGUCAACUCAGCUGCCCUCUCCCCCAACUAUGACCAUGUGGUCCUGGGCGGUGGUCAGGAAGCCAUGGAUGUAACCACAACCUCCACCAGGAUUGGCAAGUUUGAGGCCAGGUUCUUCCAUUUGGCCUUUGAAGAAGAGUUUGGAAGAGUCAAGGGUCACUUUGGACCUAUCAACAGUGUUGCCUUCCAUCCUGAUGGCAAGAGAGGAAGGUGCCAAAAGAGGAGGCAUAGGCGUGCCCAAACAGCGCCAACAGUAGCCCUUCCCCAAACUCCAAUGACAGUGGGAACCGGCAGCCCAGCUGCCACACGCAGUCCAGGAAGAGGAGAAAGUCAGCGGCAGCCGUCCAGCCGACUCAGCCAGUUGUCCAUGCUUUGCUCCGAGUCCCCACAGGCCUCCACCAGGCGCAUGAAGCUCUCCUGCAGGGGACGCCCUCUGGGCGGUGGGAGUCUGGUCAUCUUUUCCAGCUCAAGCCCUUGCCAAGUACAGCCAGGGAGCAAGUGCUCAAGACCAAUGAGGGAGACACAGAAUCCUGUAAAGAGCCCAUCUGAUAAAAGGGACACAGAGCCCUUUAGGGAGUCCAGUCUCACGGCACACACGACCCACAGAGGAGUUCCUAAUCUUUGAGACAGCGUCUCGUUCUGUCCAUGAAAUGGUUUUUUUUUUUUUUUGAGACGGAAUCUUGCUCUGUCUCCAGGCUGGAGUGCAGUGGUGCGAUCUCAGCUCACUGCAACCUCCGCCUCCCGGGUUUAAGUGAUUCUUCUGCCUCAGCCUCCAGAGUAGCUGGGACUACAGGCGACCGCCACCACACCCAGCUAGUUUUUGCAUUGUUAGGUUUCACCAUGUUGGCCAGAAUGGUCUCGGACUCCUGACCUUGUGAUCCGCCCACCUCGGCCUCCCAAAGUGCUGGGAUUACAGGCAUGAGCCACCGCGCCCAGCCUAAAAUGGUUUCUUAGCUUUGAGGAUUCCUCAGUCUGAUGGGAGAGACUCAAGACCCUUUGAGAAAGUACCUGGGGAAGGGUCACAUAGCCCUCUGGGGAAACACACAAUGUCCUGGGAAACCACCAAUUUGAUGGAAGUAUCACAACACCCUUGAUGUACACCAGUCUGAUGGGAGCAACAUAGCAUUCCCUGGGGAGCCCCGGUCUGACAAGAAAAACACAGUUCUCUUGGAAUUCUGCAUCUGCUCCUACCUCCCAGAAACUGCUCUGUUCAAGGUUACUGGUGACCUCCUGCCAGAAAAUCUAACAGCGACUUCUCAGCUCUGUUUAAAAGCCUUCAGUGGCUGCCCACUGCCUUGAGGAUAAAGUCUAAGCUUAUCUGUAGCCUCAUCUGUCCUCCCAUUUCAUACUCGACACUCCCACCAUACCAAAGGACAUUAGUUGACCCCAUCCAUGGUUUCACUUUCUGAGGUUUCAGUUACCCAUGGUCAACUGUGGCCUGAAAAUAUUAAAUGGAAAAUUCCAGAAAUAAACAAUUCAUAAGUUUUAAA
Molecule: messenger RNA, 2217 nt
Organism: Homo sapiens (human)
Lineage: Eukaryota; Metazoa; Chordata; Mammalia; Primates; Hominidae
Gene: EIF3I
Product: eukaryotic translation initiation factor 3 subunit I
Exons: 12
Coding region: 36-1352 (438 amino acids)
Biological process (GO): translational initiation; formation of cytoplasmic translation initiation complex; cytoplasmic translational initiation
Cellular component (GO): eukaryotic translation initiation factor 3 complex, eIF3m; eukaryotic translation initiation factor 3 complex; eukaryotic 43S preinitiation complex
Molecular function (GO): translation initiation factor activity
Source: RefSeq, marked validated